Purpureocillium takamizusanense is the source of this 2721-nucleotide messenger RNA. RefSeq names its product tRNA 4-demethylwyosine synthase (AdoMet-dependent) (gene YPO7). NCBI's taxonomy places the organism in Eukaryota, Fungi, Ascomycota, Sordariomycetes, Hypocreales, Ophiocordycipitaceae. The transcript has 2 exons. The coding region runs from base 206 to 2578 and encodes 790 amino acids. Gene Ontology annotation, biological process: wybutosine biosynthetic process. Gene Ontology annotation, molecular function: catalytic activity; 4 iron, 4 sulfur cluster binding; FMN binding. The record is from RefSeq and is a predicted model, not a curated record.
GGUUCAGGGAUUGAUUGGAUUGCAAAGGCGUACGAUUGGCCAGCUCGACGGGGUGGCUUCCCCGCUGAAAUUCUUGUGUGGAGGGGUCCAGGCCGCUGCAACUUUUCCCACUCGACCUACGUCUUCUUGCGUGUUCGCGGGGACGCCAUUUCUGGCACCCAGUUCGAAAGUGUGCAACCCGACACUCACCAACAACACAGCCAGGAUGGUUCUGACAAACUGGCUGUCCGAGCUAGGGCAGCAAGGUAUCGUAACAGAUGCAGUCGAGCUGUGGCACGCGCAUCGCACGCUGCUGAUUUUCUGCGCGCUCUUCGUCCUCCUCUCGAUUCGAGUCUACAUCCACAUCUACGACGACGAGAAGGAUGCGGUUGCUGCCGUUCCACGAGCGUACGACAAUGAAAAGGCGCCGCCGCCCGAGACCGUCGCUCCGGCCAAGGCCGUCCAAGUGGCAGAGAAGCCCGCUACGAAACCCACCACCGGACCCAGGAGAAUAAAGGGCGGCGUUGCCAAGAAGCCGUCGCGGGAGAGGCAGGAUGCGGUAGAUGUCACGCGCCCGGUCAAGAUCAUGGCCUUUUUUUCGUCCGUCACUACCAAGACGGAGAAGAUUGCCCGGGACUAUCUUGCAUCGCUCGAGGCGGCAGCGGAGAAGCUCGCGCGGGAGACAGGUCGCGCCUUUCUCAAGCCGGAGCUGCAUGACCUGGCCGACGUCGACUUUGAAGACUUCUUCGUCUCGCCGCCCAAGUCUGCAGACGGCGCGUCCUACUUCUACGUCUUCCUGAUUCCGAGCUACAACAUUGACACGAUCAACGACACGCUGCUCCAGCACCUGGAGGAGACCCACCACGACUUCAGGAUCGACACCGCGCCGCUGUCGCUCCUGAUGGGGUACUCGGUGUUUGGCUUCGGGGACAAGGAAGGGUGGCCGGACGAGGCGGAGGGCUUCUGCUUCCAGGCCAAGGAGCUGGACAGGUGGAUGUCCAAGCUGACGGGCAGGAAGCGCGCGUAUCCCGUCGGUAUGGGCGACAUGAAGAGCGAUCACGCGGAGCGCUUCGCGGAGUGGUCAACCGGCCUGGAGGAGGUCUUGGAACACGUCGCGCGAACGGGAAGUUUGGGCGAGGGCGUCCGUGGCAGCGGCGACCCCAUCGAGAGCGACCAAGAGGACGUUGCCGGCGAAGAUGAUGGCGAGGUCGUCUUUGAUGACGAGGUUGAGAACGCUGACCAGGCAUCCCCCCGCGCAUUGGACGAUGUCGAGGAUUUGGGCAAGAUGAUACGCACAAACGGCUCCUCCUCCACCGGCAGCUCCUCCAAGAAGGCACCGCUCGCGGUAGACUUUACUUCUUACGGUGCUUCCACAAAGAAGAAGACGACACCUCAGGCCGCCGUGGUCAAGGAAAUGGUCGCCAAGAACUCGCCCACGUACGCGGCCCUGACGAAGCAGGGAUACGCCAUCGUCGGCUCACACUCGGGCGUCAAGAUCUGCCGGUGGACCAAAUCCGCCUUGCGGGGGCGCGGGAGCUGCUACAAGUACUCCCUCUACGGCAUCAACUCGCACCAGUGCAUGGAGACGACGCCGUCCCUCUCGUGCUCCAACAAGUGCGUCUUCUGCUGGAGGCACGGCACCAACCCCGUGGGCACGACCUGGCGGUGGGUGGUCGACCCGCCCGAGAUGAUCUUCGAGGGCGUCAAGGAGAACCACUACAAGAAGAUCAAGAUGAUGCGCGGCGUGCCCGGCGUCAGGGCCGAGCGGUACGCCGAGGCUCUGCGGAUACGGCACUGCGCCCUGUCGCUGGUCGGCGAGCCCAUCUUCUACCCGCACAUCAACGAGUUCCUCGCCAUGCUGCACGCCGAGCGCAUCUCGUCGUUCCUCGUCUGCAACGCCCAGCACCCGGACCAGCUCGCGGCGCUCAAGGCCGUCACGCAGCUGUACGUGUCCAUUGACGCGUCCAACAAGGACUCGCUCCGCAAGAUCGACCGGCCCCUCCACCGCGACUUUUGGGAGCGCUUCCAGCGCUGCCUCGACAUCCUCCGCGAGAAGCGCUUCCGCCACCGCACCGUCUUCCGCCUGACGCUCGUCAAGGGCUUCAACGUCGAGGACGAGGCCGAGGGGUACGCCCAGCUCGUCGAGCGCGGCCUGCCGUGCUUCGUCGAGGUCAAGGGCGUCACCUACUGCGGCACCGCCACGUCCUCCAACGCGGGGCUCAGCAUGUCCAACGUGCCCUUUUACUGGGAGGUGUGCGACUUCGUCCGCGCGCUCGAGAAGAGGCUCAAGGCCCGGGGCCUCGCCUACGGCAUCGCCGCCGAGCACGCCCACAGCUGCUGCAUCCUGCUGGCCAGCGAGCGCUUCAGGGUCGACGGCCGCUGGCACACGCACAUCGACUACGCGCGCUUCUUCGAGCUGCUCGAGGAGCGCGGCCCCGACGGCGACUGGACCCCCGAGGACUACAUGGGCGAGCCGACGCCCGAGUGGGCGCUCUGGGGCAACGGCGGCUUCGAUCCGCGCGACGAUCGGGUGGACCGCAAGGGGCGCAAGAUUGAGAACGUCGUCGUCCGGGAGCAGCCCCCGGAGCAGGUCUGGUAGCUACCAUAGUUACGACAUUGUACACGUUUCCAUGUGAAUGACAAGGCAGGGAUUGUAAUGAAUCAUGGAUGGUGAAUUUUGUUUUUGCGGAAACGCUGCCAUUAUUGCCUUUCCCAAGCCCACCCUGUGUGGUAUCAUUUCCC